Molecule: messenger RNA, 7614 nt
Organism: Condylura cristata (star-nosed mole)
Lineage: Eukaryota; Metazoa; Chordata; Mammalia; Eulipotyphla; Talpidae
Gene: DENND11
Product: KIAA1147 ortholog
Exons: 10
Coding region: 1-1329 (442 amino acids)
Cellular component (GO): cytoplasm
Source: RefSeq, a predicted model, not a curated record
AUGGUGUGUGCGACCACUGGCUUUCACAAGGAAUGGCGCGGAAAAAUUCGCGGGGGGACAGUUACCCCUCGGAAUCUUAAGCGAGGCGGCACCUGGACCGGGCGCAGGCGGGAGCCCGCCGAGCCGGGGGCCUCCGAGGUGCUGCUGCAGCCGGGGCGCCUGGAACUGGGCGACGUGGAGGAGGACCAGGUGGUGGCCGUGUUCGUGGUCACCUUCGACCCCCGCUCGGGAAACGUGGUAGAGUGGUGCCUGCCUCAAGAUGUCGACCUCGAAGGGGUGGAGUUCAAGUCCAUGGCCAGUGGGUCCCAUAAAGUUCAGUCUGAUUUCAUCUAUUUCCGAAAGGGGCCCUUCUUCGGCCUGGCCUGCUUCGCCAACAUGCCGGUGGAGAGCGAGCUGGAGCGCGGCGCACGCAUGAAGUCGGUGGGCGUCCUGUCUCGGUCCUACACGCUGCUCUACCGCUACAUGCACUUCCUGGAGAACCAGGUUCGGCACCAGCUGGAGACCCCGGGACAUUACUCUCACCUGGCUGCCUUCUACGAGGACAAGAAAGGGGUGCUCCACGCGGGGCCGGGGAGAGGCGGCAGCCUGCCCCCUGUCUACUGGCUGCCCUCCAUCCACCGUUACAUGUACCCCGAGAUGAAGAUCACACACCCAGCUGGCUGCAUGUCUCAGUUCAUCAAGUUCUUUGGGGAACAGAUCCUCGUCCUCUGGAAAUUCGCCUUACUUCGAAAGCGCAUUUUGAUAUUUUCUCCCCCUCCUGUGGGCGUGGUGUGCUAUCGAGUGUACUGCUGCUGCUGCCUGGCCAACGUGUCCCUGCCCGGCAUUGGGGGGACCAUCCCCGAGUCCAAGCCGUUCUUCUACGUGAACGUGGCAGACAUCGAGAGCCUGGAGGUGGAGGUGUCCUACGUGGCCUGCACCACAGAGAAGAUUUUCGAGGAGAAGCGGGAACUAUACGAUGUCUACGUGGACAACCAGAACGUGAAAACGCACCACGACCACCUGCAGCCCCUGCUGAAGCUCAACAGCGCCGACAGGGAGAAGUACCGGCGGCUCAAUGAGCAGAGGCAGAUGCUGCUGUACUCCCAGGAGGUGGGGGAAGACUACAACCCGUGCGAGGAGGACCUGUUCGUGCUGUUUUUCCUAGAGCAAAACAACCGGAUAUUUCAGACCCUGCUGGAAGUGUCGGCCAGCCAAGACAAAACCCUGACAGCGGAGCAUGCACGCGGCAUGGGCCUCGACCCCCAGGGGGACCGCGGCUUCCUCCUGGACUUGCUGGAGGCCUACGGCCUGGACAUCAUGCUGGUCGUCGACAACCCCUGCUGCACGUAAGGGCAGCCUCGCCGGAGUGGCACACAGGUUCUCCCCGGCCCGGAGGGCUCGUUUUCACUGUCAACAUGAAGGAAUAUGGUUUAUGCUUCCCAGAACAUGUACGUUUUGCAGUCUCCUUCCUCCCCUCCCUAGAGGUGAGGUGGGGCCACCCCGGAUCCCAGCCCUGCUGUGGCAGGACGCUGGAACUGCCCCUUCCCACAGCGACCGCCUGGGGUGGUCUUCGGGUUCCGGAAGGGGGUCCCCUCGCCCCUGGCUGAGAGGCGGCCGGGGCCAGACAUCACCAGCAGCAGCCGAGCUCCAGAGACGCGGGGAGGCCUCCGCGGGAAGCCUGCCCCCCUUCAGCGUGAGACUCGCCAGCGUGGCCUCACCCGAGGUCAUCUGCCCCACGGCCGACGUCAGAGGGGCACGCCCCGCGUUCCCGUCAGUCCUGGGAGCCUAGCCUGGGGGUCGGAUCCCUUUUCUUGUUUAUCGGGCAAUUCUAUGUCUUCUCUUGUCACUCCCGUCAACUCACAGGGGACCAGAAGGUGCCUCUGACUCAGAAGUGCAGAAUCUUUCCUUAGCUAAGUACUAGCUUCUCUGAGGGCAGAAGCCGCUUCUCAGUCAACUGAAAAUUAAAAUUGUAGUGUGAGUUCUAGAAACUUUCCCCCAAGUCAGGCACUGUGGCCCCGAUGUGACACCCCCUUUCUCUGAACCCCUCCUCGUGGAAUGGGCUGACGGGCUCCUACGGGCCAGCAGCAGCCCCAGAACUUGCCCGCAGAUGCUCGGCCUCGCUUAGUGUCCUCCCAGGGCUAACGGCCCUCGGGGAGGAACGGGGCGUCCCUGCAGGCUGGCAUCUGUUCGCGCCGGCGAGGCCAGCUGGGUAGAGGACGGACGUUUGGGCUGCUUCACCUGGACGGGUGUCGCGGAGCCUCUAGAUCUAAACAGGUUCACGGGGCUUUCAUACGGGAGCACGGCCCGGCUGGUUAGCUCGGAGCCUGGCGGCCAGCUUGGCCGUCACAGCCGGUCUGCAGCAGAGACCACCUUCGAGCGGCUGGGGCCGCGGAUGGCGUGGGGGGGCUGCCGAGCGCCCUUGACAGUGCCUUCCCCCAGAGCGUGUCCGUGACGAGCUGGCCUGCCUCUCAAACGUCCUGCCUGGGCAGCUCUGCUGUUCUCUCUGGCCGGGUGUUGGGGGCGUGGAGGGCGGGUGCGCUCCCGAGAGACAGCUGUUGUCAGCCACUGGACGCCAGGGCUGUGAGCAGGGUUUCCGUCUUCUGGGCCAUGGUUCAGGACUGUGACUCGGGAUACUGGCUGUUGGUGACCAGGGUGUCUUCCCUUCACUCUCCCGGGUGGGCGACCCUCUGUAGUUACGCCGACCCUCCGUGCGUCCAGCCAGGCUGAUGGUGUGCACAGCAGAGAGAGCGCUUUCGCGUGAACAGGCCACGUCUCAGCUUGAGAUGGGCCUCUGAGGGCUCGCUGACAUAUCUGAAAGCAUUUUCAAAGCCCAUGACAAAAGGAAUGCAGGCAGACAGUGAGUCAUCAAAGCGGCGUCUUUAUGUAAAUAUAUAAAUAAGUUUGGGCAUUGAAAUGUACACUGUACAACUAACUCGUUUCUCCUCUGCGGUGUGGGCUUAGCCAUUUCAGUGAUAGGUGUUUACAAAAGAAAAAAAAUCGUUUAGAAAUUAAGUUUCGCCGCCUCUUUUCCCGGGAGAGCACGUCCCUAGCCUGUCGAGGAGGGGCGCCUUCAGUGUGGUCAAGGAGGGGCUACUUUCGUGGUGGCCGAGGGGUCGUGGUCAGACACGGGCAGGGGCGCCAGGAAAGCCAGGUUUUCUGGAGGACGAAGGCAGACGCUGUGUGCGUGGGGGGCUCUGGCAGAAGGACCCCGUAGGUGUGGGGGAUGCUGUUUGUGGGUCUGAAAGUGCGGCUGUGAAGGCAGUGGGGUGACAGUGAGGUUCCCGUGUUCCUGCGGUGGCAGUCAGGGCUCUGGGCGCCACUCGGGCCCCUGGUGGUGUUCUAAGCUGUCUGCCACCUCCGUGCGCACCCCCAGCAGAGGCUGGGGCCUGGGGGCUUCCAGGCGUUGCCUCAUCUUACGUCAGGAGCCUGGGCUCAGCUGACCCUUGUCCCUGUAUGCCUCUCAAGAGGGAACCCCCGGAAUCCGUUUCUUACGGUGCCAGCUUUCUCAGAGUCAGUUUGCUUGGCUGAAUGGGGCGCCCCUCAGUGCUGCAGCCGUGUUCCCUGUUCAGCCUCCCUGAGGAAGGCUUGUUUGUACCUGACUCUGACUCCCCUCUCAAAUCUCAAGUGAGCAGGUACAACCCAGCAUCACGUGCUGCCAGUACUGUAAAAGGGAGAUUCGCUCGUGAGGUCCAGGAGGGGCCCCCGAGUGACACUGAAGCUGUUUUUGGUCGCUGUUGAGACAUGGCUGGCGAUGGCCCUUCCCGCCUCCAGGCCCCACGCCCUGUGGGACCGGGCGGUUACCAUGGCGGACUUCAGAGGCUGGAAUCUGACUUGCUGAGGCCUCACUGUCAGACCUCAGCCACCAGGGUCCCCUGGAGCCUUGAGUCUGGCCGAAUGCCCUGCUGUGUGCGUGUGCGAUAUUGCCGAGCGGAGGCCCUGGUACCCCACCACCCGAUCUGUUUCGGAGGGGUUCCAGGCUCCUCGUGGGGUUUGGACUCAAGACUUGAGGCCUGCUGAUGUCCACUAGCAUGAGAAAAGGCUGUGAGGGCAGAUUUUUCCCUUCUGCAGGCUGCGCAGGGGGGGGGGGGGUCAGCCUUGGCAGGUGUCCGAGCGUGUUCCUUCUCUGCAAGGAGUCGGCACCAGGAGGCCUCAUCUCCCACGUGAGAAAGCCCAAGCCCGGUGGCUUGUUGAGAAGUCACUUGGGCCUUGGUGCAGCCCGAAGCACGUUAGGCCAGUGUCCACCCACCGGACGCCUGUCCGCCUGGGCCUGCAGGGUCCUCGGGACACUCGAUCACAGUGAACGAAGGCACUGGGCUCCCGUGGUCGUCACCACUGGCUCGGGCAAGGAGGCUGAGUUCCUGGGUCUAGUGAUAGAAACCAUCCCACACAGGGGCUGGCAGCUGUGAUUCAGCUCGUGUUGUUCCACAUGAACUUCCAGAUGGAAAUUCAGCGUAGCCCAGGUGCAGGUGACUGAGCACCGCACGUGGAGAUGUCCUGUCUCCCUGGAACUGCCAGCGGCAUUGUAGUCAGGAGGUGAAGGGAAAGAUUAAUCACAGCCGAGGCCCUGCUUUGGUCCUGGUAGUUGUGAGGACGAACCUGCUGUGUGUCUCUGUGCGCCGAGCCCGCUUCAAAUAAAAUGAAACGAUGAGAUUAUUCACCUUGAAGCAGAGGGCUCUGGGGCGCCUUGUGAAGGGCAGUGAUGAAUUAACCUUUUCAUGGUCCUACAUCAACUCCAGGAAGAGACCGUAACCGCGGGGACCGGUUUUUGCUGUUAUUGUUUUACUGAGUGCAACUGUGAGGCCCGGGAAUGGACUGAGGCUUGGACCUCCCAGAAGAGGUGGUCCCUGCGCGGUGGGGAGGGGCCCCAGGCCAUGUUUUUGGCUGGACAGUGAAUUGCCUCAGCGCAAUGAUGGCUAACAGACAAAGUUAAGCUGGGGACCAAUGUGUCACAUGUGGGCUUCUUUGCCCUUUUAGGGUUCUCACUCGUGGGCUCAGGCCUCCUGUCUCCCCUGCGCAUGUCGGCUAUAACUGAGGGGCCGCAGGGAGGGUCCUGGACACGCACUCAGUCCCUGCUCACUGCAGGGAGACAAGGAGCCUGGGUCCUUUUACGCCCGGGCCGUGGAGUUUUUAUUACUAUUCCCUUUUUAUUACUGACAUACCUCUGUUCCCAGGAGCUACUGGAACGUGACAGGUGUGGGAAAUGCUAACUGUGAAUGAAUUCAGUUAAUGCUUACAAGAAAUGGAAGUUUAUUUUUAUAUUGCUAUUUCUAUGUGGUGGAUUGAACAUGCAGAUGUUGAUGUGGAAAGAAACUCCAAAAUGAUAAUCCUAGAAGAAACGGGUGGUCCUGUCAGUUAAAGCCGCUGAAACCCCGGCAGAAAUUUUAAGUGUUCGGCGACUGUGCUGUGGCCUGUGAGGGCUCUCCAGUCGACACUCGAGGGAGGGGGUGUGCGCUCCCCCAACCGUGAGUGAAACUCGUGUACGAAAGGGGGUGACGAUGCUGCCUGUCAGGCCGCUGGCCUGGGGGGGAGUGGGAGGUAGUUUUCUAACUGGCACUUUAACUGCUUUGGGAGCUUAAAGAUGGGGGCAGUUAGAUGAAAUGAAGAGAAACUCCUAGUGCUAUAGAGAGAAAUGAUGGUGAAAUACAGCUCUGCUUUGCCGUGUUAGUUUUAUUCCAGAAGCUUAUUCGAUUGGGCUUAUUCGAAUUAAAGCAGAAGGUUAUUUAUCACCAUGGGGGGGUGAAUUCCUUGUUUGCUGUAGAAGCCCAUUUAGAUGAGUAACAGACUGACUUUGCUUUCCAAGGACGGCUGAAGGGUGGGGGCAGGGCAUGGUGAUCAGCCGGUGGCCACAGGUGAAAAAUGGACAGAGGUCACGGAGUUGGCUGAGCUGAGCGCUGGUGAGUUUAAUUGACCUAAAGUGAAAAUGUCCUUCAGCCAAAUCAGACAAAGAGGAGAGACGACGGUGCUGGAGGCGGCAGCCACUGUGGGGGGCUGAGGGCAGGGCUGGGUGCUGGGCUCCCGAACAGAGCAGGAGACAUAGGGUGCAGAGGAAAACAGGGUAACCUCCUUCACCCUGGGCUUGUUGGCUGAACUUUCUAAGGCUGGGAAGUAGUUGCAGCCUCGGUAGAUGGCUUUCCUGUUUUCUUGGGGGGGUCAGGACAGCCGAGCCCCCUCCCACCCCCCCAGUGCCCCGCCCUAAGAGUCAGGCAGGGAGAACGGGACCUGUUCCAGGGGUUCAGCCCAUACCGCGAGACCAGGCAGCUUAUCAGUCACCCCGCCGCGUACGUAGCCAUGUUCCGGUUCUGUGACCCUCCAGCGGCUGGCCCCGAGGCUGAGCCAGUUUCUCGCCCUGACUCUGUGCCCCCACACACCUGUGUAUAUCUGAACCAAGCUGUGUGCCGAGGUUGAUAUAACUAUAUUUACAGAAAAUGGUUUUUACAAUUAAAGCUGAACGUUACACGAGAGCGUGCGCUGCGUCCUUCCCGGCUCAGGCCUGGUCUGGGGGGGCAGGGGGGGGGUGCUGAGCCGCCGCGCUUCAGACAGGAGCGGGAUGCAGGGAGCCGCGCCCUGUCCGGAUCACCCAGGUAAUGGAGACCAAAGUCUGGUGGUGCUCCGGCCCAGCGGGGGCACCCCAAAAAGAAAAAAGAAUGAAGGCCUUCGGUCACAGGGCCUCCCCCAAUCAAAGUUAAUUUGAAAAUGUUCUGUCUACAAUCAGGAUGUUUGUGUGCGACACACACUUAAAUUUCGCUUCACUUUUAACUACAGACUCAGUGUUGCCUUAAAAUAUCAGUAGCUCUGGUCAGAGCCAGGUUCCUGCUCUCCAAGCAUGUGACCACGGAGCCUGCUGCGUGUGGAGCGCGCCCUGGGGAGCAGCAGUCGCGGUCAGGCUGGGAGCGGGCUGCCGGAAGCUCGUCUCUAGUAGCAGGCCUGGCUGCCCAGUGACACUGGCUCGACAAAGGCUCAGCCUAGACAGGAGGGUGAGUCCGUCUCCUUGGGAUCGUCAGAGUUGUACAGUCAAAUGUCUUUUCUGUGGAACGCAACGGAAAGGGUAAGGUAAUGAGCACUUUCUCCCAGGAAAUAGGCUGAACCGGGCAUUUUUACAUUUAAAAAUGAGUAAGAGUCACUGCAGGUGCACGGCCCACACGAAGCUUCUUAGGAAGGAGCCCGAUUCCGCCGGGCCCGGCACGUGCUCCUACAGGCCCGGAUUCUGGGCUCACCUGCAAACCCGACGACCUCGGCCGCCCCGCGCGGGGGACACGCACCGCACAGCACGGCCCGUGGGCCGGAGGGACUCCGCGCCGGACGGGUAAGCCCAGCUGCUCGCGGUCCUGCCCGUCUAUAAACACUAACAACCCAGCAGCUGAGUUCUCCGCUCCCACCAAACCAACGGAAGCAGAGUGAAGUUGCCGAGGUAGCGACUGCCACCGCUGUCCCGGGCAGCUCUGAAGGACCACGAGGUCCAGGCCACAGCGUGGUGACAGCUCUUUCCGUCCCUCCGAGCUGUCAACGCCGUGUGAUUACGGCACUUUCUGAACCAAGUUAACUAUUUCCACUUCCACGUUCUGUCGGAAGAUGGUCGCGUGAUAAAAAUAGAUCACAGCAGCCGCGUUCCCUGCUGCAAGUGGUCCGGAGACUUAA